Messenger RNA from Ictalurus punctatus (channel catfish), 3802 nucleotides. RefSeq lists its product as uncharacterized. The transcript has 7 exons. NCBI's taxonomy places the organism in Eukaryota, Metazoa, Chordata, Actinopteri, Siluriformes, Ictaluridae. The record is from RefSeq and is a predicted model, not a curated record. Bases 266 to 2017 code for a protein of 583 amino acids.
UUUGACUGUGCUCCAGCAGAUCCUAAUGCUCAUGGCUUCACUCAUCCCUUUCAUCCCUCCUUCCCUCCCGGUACACACUUCACAGCCCGGGAAUGGAAAGAGAUCAGCAGCGCUCCUUUUACAUUAGCAGUGAACAGAAUGCUUCACUAACAACACAGUGAAUGAUGAAGAGUACACUUCCCAGUGCACGUUUUGUAGCUAUUUUGUUUCUUUGGUGGAGGAUGCUCCUUCGAGCUCAUCGGUGGAUCCGUGUGCUAAGAAGAAAAUGAUUUUUGGACGGAAGUUUUGGGGAAAAUUAAAAAAAAAUAUUUCGAAAAGAAGAUUUACUGCAGCAUCUUCUUCUGAAAGCUCAUCGUCUUCAGGUACCGUUAAGGAGACGCCUAGUGGAUGUGUUAACAGUGUUGGGGAACAACCUGCAUUAUCAGGAUCUAAUGCAGGUCCAGUGGAUGAGGAUGAAGAGAGGAAGACAGCUGGAAACUGGCACGGCACAACAAGCCUCAGCUCCAAUGCAGUGGCCAACAAGGAGAGCUUUUUUUGUGACCAUUCUGUUUGUUCGGUGACGGACCAGCCAGCAGUUUUGGUGAAUGAGGAAGAAGAGCUUGAGACAAUUGGAUACUGGCACUGCCGAAAUUGCCUCACCUGCAACACAAUGUAUGAUGAGGAGGACUCUUUCACAUGCACUUUUUGUGACCAUUCUGUUGGUUUGGUGACGGACCAGCCAGCAGUUUCGGUGGAUGAGGAAGAAGAGCUUGAGACAAUUGGAUACUGGCACUGCCCAAAAUGCCUCACCUGCAACACAGUGUACGGUGAGGGGGACCCUUUCUCAUGCAUUUUGUGUGGCUGUCCUGGAAGCUCAUUGUCAUCUUCCAGUAGCUGUGGAUCUUCUGGAAGUUCAUCGCCGUCUCAGAAUGAGGAUUCUGAAGACAAGAUUUACUCUGAUCUGAUAGGAGCUAGUGAUGUGAAAUCUAUGCCUGGUAAACCCAGCAACAGUGAUAGAGAGUUACGUUCCUCUAGCUCCUUCUCAAAUCAGCAUGGUAGCACCAGUGGGAACACUGGUACAACAAAUGUUAUCCACAAUCGACACUGGGAGAGUGACUAUGAGGAUGAGGAAGAAGCCAGAAGCAGCAAACAGCCUGCAGAAACAUCAGAGGUUGGCUUUUCAGAUGUGGACUCUCCCUCACAUCAGCAUGUUAGCAGUAGCAGGAACAGUGGUCUGAUUGCAGAUCUGACAGAUGAAGAGCCACACUGUUUUAAGAUUGUGCUCAACAACCACAAACAACACUGGGAAAGUGACUAUGAGGAUGAGGAAGAAGCCAGAAGCAGCAAACAGCCUGCAGAAACAUCAGAGGUUGGCUUUUCAGAUGUGGACUCUCCCUCACAUCAGCAUGUUAGCAGUAGCAGGAACAGUGGUCUGAUUGCAGAUCUGACAGAUGAAGAGCCACACUGUUUUAAGAUUGUGCUCAACAACCACAAACAACACUGGGAAAGUGACUAUGAGGAUGAGGAAGAAGCCAGAAGCAGCAAACAGCCUGCAGAAACAUCAGAGGUUGGCUUUUCAGAUGUGGACUCUCCCUCACAUCAGCAUGUUAGCAGUAGCAGGAACAGUGGUCUGAUUGCAGAUCUGACAGAUGAAGAGCCACACUGUUUUAAGAUUGGGCUCAACAACCACAAACAACACUGGGAAAGUGACUAUGAGGAUGAGGAAGAAGCCAGAAGCAGCAAACAGCCAGCAGAAACAUCAAAGGUUGGCUCUUCAGAUGUGGACUCUCCUUCACAUCAGUGUGCUAGCACUAGCAGGAACAGUGGUCUGAUCGCAGAUCUGACAGAUGAAGAGCCACACUGUUUUAAGACUGUGCUCAACAACCAUAAGCGACACCGGGACAGUGAUGAUGAGGAUGAGGUAGGAGCCAGCAGCAGCAGCAGCGGCAAACAGGCUGCCAAAAAGCAACGGUUGACUCUUCAGAUUUGGCCUCUCCCUCAUAUCAGCAAGCCAGUGCUAGUGGAAACAGUGGGUUAACAAAUUUCAAGGCAGGUAAGUCUAACACUUUUAUCACUAACUACAAGCGACACCAGGACAGUGACCAUGAGGAUGAGGAGGAAGCCACCAGAAGCCAACAGCCUGCAAAAAACCUAAGGUUGGCUCUUCAGAUUUGGCCUCUCCCUCAUAGCAGCAAGCCAGCGCCUGUGGGAAGAGUGUGGUAACAGAUCUCAAGGCAGGUAGGUCUAACACUCCACUCACUAACCACAAGCAACACUGGGACAGUGAUCAUGAGGAUGAGGAUAGCGCUAGUGGUAAGAGUGUGGUAACAGAUCUCAAGGCAGGUAGGUCUAACACUCCACUCACUAACCACAAGCGACACUGGGACAGUGAUCAUGAGGAUGAGGAUAGCGCUAGUGGUAAGAGUGUGGUAACAGAUCUCAAGGCACGUGCGUCUAAAGUAGAAAAUCUGUCACUGCGUGAUGCAAGUUUCAUUGUCAGCAGAGUACACACGUACUGUACAUGCCGCCAGUUCCAGCAAUCGGUUAUCUGUGCAGAUUAAUUUGGAAAAACCAAUUGGUCGUCCUCCUUUGCAGGACACCACAAGGGCACGCACAGCAAUGCUGCACAGAUAGCCGAUCCCAAGCUACAAUCGAACCCGGACCCUAUAGUUGUCAAGCAGCAGCUAUGCCACUAGGAACAUACAAAUUAAAUACACGAUUAAGACGAUACUCUGAUUAAGAAACUAUCAUGUAAACAGCGAUUAUUGAUUACUUUAAUCCGGCUAAAGUCAUAUUCGAAGUAAACAAAAAUGGGACCACAGAAGUUUUGGGAUUCUGUUCUGUGGAGCGAUGAAAAAAACGGGAACUUUUCAGCACGAAAAGAAUGAAGAAAGAACACUCUGUCCACAGUCAAGCAUGGUGGUGGCUCGGUGAUGCUCUGGGGCUGCUUUGAAUCCUCUGGCACUGGAAACCUGCAGCAUGUGGAAGGCAAGAUGGAUUCAUUGAAGUAUCAGGAAAUCCUAGGAGAAUUCUGUGAAAUCUGGCAUUGAUUAUAAAAUACUAUUAUUAACUUAUAAAGCACUAACCGGUCUCGCGCCACAGUAUGUAAGCGACCUUUUGGUCUUCUAUGAUCCACCACACCUACUUAGAUCAAAAGAUACAGGCUAUUUACUGGUACCUCGAAUAGCGAAGGCCACAGCAGGGGGAAGAGCUUUCUCUUAUAGAGCCCCACAGUUAUGGAACAGUCUUCCAAUUAGUGUUCGGGACUCACACACAGUUUCAGUGUUUAAGUCUAGGUGUAAAAUGUAUUUGUUUACUCAAGCUUACCCUGACUAGACUUUCUGUUAGGCUAAGCACACAGUCCUAAUAAUCUUUUCUCUACCUCUCUCCUUCUGUCAGGCCAGACACGAUUUUAUGGAGAUACUAGAGAUCCUGAUCCUUUCUGCUCUCCGGACCUGCCUGAUCCGUUUCGGAUGUCCUGCCUCUGGAUGGAGCUCUCAUCUACUCCAAUUCCAGAUUGCUGGGACUACGGCUGCUUCUAAAGCCAAACAGACUUCAUAUAAAUCCAUAAUGAACUUUUUCACACUAUCUCUUGUUACCCAGAUGAGGAUGGGUUCCCUUCUGAGUCUGGUUCCUCUCAAGGUUUCUUCCUCUUAAAAUCUUAGGGAGUUUUUCCUUGCCACCGUCGCCACCGGCUUGCUCAAUUGGGAUAGAUUCGCACUUUUAAAAUCUGUAUAACAUGUUUAUAUAUUUCUGUAAAGCUGCUUUAAGACAAUGUCUAUUGUAAAAAGUUCUGUACAAAUAAAAAUUGAAUCGAAUUGAA